AUGCGCGUGCUGCGCGUCGCCACGGCUGGCACGGCGCACCCCUUCGGCGACGAGCGCACGGUGCGCCAGGCGUUCCCCAAGGCCAUCGCGGCCGAGGACGCGGACCCGUUCCUCAUGUGCGACAACUUCGCGUUCGCGCCGGAAAAGGCGAACUUCGGCGAGGACGAGUUCCCCAUCGGCUGGCACCCGCACCGGGGCAUGGACAUCCUGUCCUACCAGAAGACGGGCCUCGGCCGCCACGGCGACAGCCUCGGCCACCGCGAGACGUACGAGACGCCCGGCAUCCAGUGGAUGAGCUGCGGGUCCGGCGUCGAGCACGCCGAGGGCGGCGGCGGCGACGGCGAACUGAUGAAGGGCUUCCAGAUCUGGGUGAACGUGCCGUCGUCGAAGAAGCUCGACGAUCCGCGCUACGGCACGCACCCGCCGUCGGAGAUCCCGACGGAGCGCGGCGCGGGCGUCGCGCGGCGGCUCCUCGCGGGCGCCAUCGGCGACGAGAAAGGCCCCUUCGAGACGGCGACGCCCGUGCAGAUGGUCGACUGGGAGCUCGAGGCCGGCGCGUCCCUGGAACACGAGCUGCCGUCGACGAUGGACACGGCGCUCCUCUACGUCUACGAGGGCGGCGCGCGGGUCAACGGCGCGGCGGCCGCCGCGCACGACGUCGUCGAGCUCGACGCGUCGUCGGCCGAGGACCGCGGCCUCGACAUCACCGCGGGGCCCGACGGCUGCGCGGCGAUGCUGUUCGCGGGCAAGAAGCUCCGGGAGCCCAUCGCGCACGGACCCAUCGUCAUGAACAGUCAAAGCGAGAUCCAGCAGGCGUUCAAGGAGCUCCGGUCCGGAAAAUUUCCUCCCGUGCGGGUCCCUUGGGACUACAAGCGCGCGAGCGCGAGGCCAAAGAAGUAA
Messenger RNA from Aureococcus anophagefferens, 900 nucleotides. RefSeq lists its product as hypothetical. The transcript has 2 exons. The record is from RefSeq and is a predicted model, not a curated record. Bases 1 to 900 code for a protein of 299 amino acids. NCBI's taxonomy places the organism in Eukaryota, Pelagophyceae, Pelagomonadales, Pelagomonadaceae.